GUUUUAGCUUUGUGCAUUUCUCCAAUUCGCCAUGUCUUCUAUUCGCCUACUUUUUUCUCGCGCAGCUGCUGCUGCACCCCGCAGGGCUGUCGUCUGGUGCCAGCCGCACCGUGUUCAGCUCGCCAGCACGCAGCGUCUCUAUGCAACCAGCAUCGACAAUGGCAUGACUCCGAGCCAGCAGGCCAACGAGCACAUGCGCCAGGGCAUCGAUGAAAUGUCUCGAGGCAACCUGGCCCAGGCACUCAACAGCUUCUCGCACUCACUAGCAUUGAAUCCGACUGCCGAUGGGCACUACAACAACGGCGUAUGUCUCUACUCGCUGGGGAACGUGGACGAGGCGCUGGACCACUGGGAGAAGGCACUGAGCAUUGAUCCAUCGCAGGCCGACGCCCAUGUCAAUGCAGGCAAUGUAUAUUUCAUGAACAAGAAGGAUGCCGACAGCGCGAUCAGGCACCUGAAGAAGGCAAUUGAGCUGUCGCCAAAGGAUGCGGAAAUCCAGUUCAACCUGGCCUGCAUAUACGAGGCAACCAGCCAACUCGAGUGGGCCAUCAAGAUGUAUGACAGUGCGGCAAGGCUGGGCCUGGAGAAGGCAAAGACAUAUAUGCGCAAUGCAGUGGCAAAGCAGAUGAAAAAGUCCAUCUGAACAACCACGUAAUCAAUAAAUACAUAAAGUGGAAAGGGGUAACAAAU
This is a messenger RNA of Linderina pennispora, 690 nucleotides long. RefSeq names its product TPR-like protein. The record is from RefSeq and is a predicted model, not a curated record. Gene Ontology annotation, molecular function: protein binding; glycosyltransferase activity. NCBI's taxonomy places the organism in Eukaryota, Fungi, Kickxellomycota, Kickxellomycetes, Kickxellales, Kickxellaceae. The transcript has a single exon. Gene Ontology annotation, biological process: protein O-linked glycosylation. Bases 32 to 643 code for a protein of 203 amino acids.